Messenger RNA from Spinacia oleracea (spinach), 1699 nucleotides. Its product is annotated as alpha/beta hydrolase domain-containing protein WAV2. Lineage: Eukaryota; Viridiplantae; Streptophyta; Magnoliopsida; Caryophyllales; Amaranthaceae. Gene Ontology annotation, molecular function: palmitoyl-(protein) hydrolase activity; serine-type peptidase activity. Gene Ontology annotation, cellular component: membrane. The coding region runs from base 133 to 1083 and encodes 316 amino acids. Gene Ontology annotation, biological process: proteolysis. The transcript is spliced from 8 exons. The record is from RefSeq and is a predicted model, not a curated record.
AAUGCCAAAGCACGUCUUUACAGCUUCGACAGUGUGAGACUCUCGAGAGCACACACCAACAAAAGCAGCUCCCUCUUUCUCCUUCUUCUGAGAGAGAAAAUUCCACCUUCACCUUCAACAACAAACACAAAAAUGGUGUUGUACAUGAACGCCUUGUUGUACGGCGUUGGAGGAAUAGUAGUUGCAGGUAUGGCGUUGCUGGUUGCGUUUCAGGAGCGACUCGUCUACGUCCCGGUCUUACCUGGUCUCACCAAGUCGUACCCUAUUACUCCUGCUCGUUUGCGUCUCCUUUAUGAAGAUGUAUGGCUCAGAUCGGAAGAUGGUGUUAAGCUCCAUGCCUGGUUCAUCCAGCGAAUUCCCGACUGCCGAGGUCCGACUAUUCUGUUUUUUCAAGAAAAUGCUGGAAAUAUUGCUCAUCGCCUUGAAAUGGUUCGGAUUAUGAUACAGAAGUUGCAGUGCAAUGUUUUUAUGCUUUCUUACAGAGGUUAUGGUGCAAGUGAUGGCUCUCCUUCUCAGCAUGGAAUCACUAAGGACGCUCAGGCUGCAUUGGAUCAUCUGAUGCAGAGGACUGAUAUAGACACAUCUCAGAUAAUUGUGUUUGGGAGGUCUUUGGGUGGUGCAGUUGGAGCUGUUCUCGCGAAGAACAAUCCUGACAAGGUUUCUGCCUUGCUUUUGGAGAAUACAUUCACAUCCAUUUUGGACAUGGCUGGAGUUUUACUGCCUUUCUUGAAGUGGUUUAUUGGCAGAAGCACCGGGAACGGUUUUAAGAUUCUGAACUGUGUAGUCCGUUCUCCUUGGAGUACAAUUGAUAUUAUUGGUCAGGUCAAACAGCCUAUCCUUUUCAUCUCUGGAUUGCAAGAUGAGAUGGUUCCUCCAACCCAUAUGAAAAUGUUGUACGCCAAAGCAGCUGCGCGUAAUAGACGUUGCUAUUUUGUGGAAUUCCCUACUGGCAUGCAUAUGGAUACAUGGCUUACUGGUGGAGAUCGCUAUUGGAGAACAGUCAAUGAAUUUAUGGAAGAACAUGUAUCUGUAAAUAUGCACGACGAGUCUAACUCCAGUAGCACUGAUUCUCAUGCUAGUUAACCAAUGGCUGUUAGAAGAUGUUGAAAGACAAAUCUGCCCUGAGACAUGGUUGAAUAUUUUUUUUGUACCUGUUGUUGCAACGUGUAAAAGCCACCCGCAAAGAGCUGUUUUUCUGGCCAAGAAUCUAAUUGGUGGCUAUGCGUUCUUGCUGUGUCGAACUAGCAAGAACUGAACAGUACAAUGUACUUUGCUGAUGAAUUUUGGUGAGCGAAGUUAUUAGCCUGUGUUCACCAUGCAGUAGAUAGUGAGUAGCAACUAGCAAGGAGAGAGGCAAAACAUACAGUGUAUAGUUUUUGCUCCGAAAAUAGCACAACACAUUUUUCUAUUGUUUUUGAUUCUUUUGCUAAAUCAUUUGUGGAUUGGGAUUUUAGUAUCAGGCUCAAAUGUUGAUUCAGCCUGUAAGAAUCUAACCCCGGCGAGAGUUGAAUGCUGAAUUGUUGUAGUCACUCAUUAUGUUCUUGUUUUGUUUUGUUUUGGUGUUACCACCCAGUUCACCCUUAGGACUAAUCCGAAUUCGGGGCAAGUUCUGCGUGGAUAGGUUCUAGGCCCCUCCAGUAGAUCAAAGUUCUUGUUUUGUUUUGGUUUGAUAGUUAUUUGGAUUCCUGAAGUAGUUUCA